AUGACCGCCGCCAAUCACGACAAAGUAGGCUCGCAUCAUGUCGAGAGUCUUGAUAAAGUCGACAGUGUGAGUAGCGAGCCCACCAAGGAUCGAGCCAACCUCGCCGAGGAUGCCCUCCUUGCAACUGAGGAUGAACACAACACCACCUUCUUGCAGGCCCUCAAGCGCUAUCCCAAGGCUUGCGCUUGGUCAGGGGUCGUGAGCUUGUGCAUUAUCAUGGACGGGUAUGACACUGCAUUGAUGGGUAGCUUGUUUGCCUUUCCCGCGUUCCAGCAGAGAUAUGGCCAUGAAAGCUCUCCCGGAAAAUACCAGCUGGAUCCCCGUUGGCAGAUGGCUUUGGGUAUGAUUACUGGGGUGGGAAAUAUCUUCGGCAUCUGGCUCAACGCAACCCUCACCGAACGCUUCGGCCAUAAAAAGAUCCUUAUCGCAGCCAUGAUUGCGCUCACCGGCCUGAUAUCCAUUCAAUUUACCGCACCGAGCGUGGAACAACUGUUCGUUGGACAGAUCUUAUGUGGUGUCCCAUGGGGUAUGUUCACUACCCUCGCCCCUGCAUUUUCAUCCGAGGUCGCGCCCCUCGUGUUGCGCAGCUACCUAGAGACUUGGAUUGUUUGCUGCUGGGGCAUUGGCCAGUUUUUCUCCUUCGCCGUCAUCUUCAGUCUGAACACCCGCAUGGAUCAAUGGGCCUAUCGCAUCCCCUUUGCUGUGCAAUGGGUUUGGCCUGUCCUGAUACUGCCCAUUGUGAUUUUCUGUCCAGAAAGUCCUUGGUGGUUGGUUCGGAAAGGUCGUGAGGAGCAAGCAUUGAAGUCCAUAAUGCGACUGUCGUCGGCUCAGAACAAGGAGAUUGCACAGGAAAAGGCCAAGAAGGCCUUGGCCCUCAUGAUCGAAACCAACAACCUCGAAAAGGACAUCGACAAAGGUACAUCGUACUGGUCCUGCUUCACUGGCACCGACAGGAGGCGGACAGAAAUUGCCGCGGCUUCUUGGGGCAUCCAGGUCACAUCAGGGUUUGUGAUUCAAGGUUACGCAACAUACUGGUUCCAGCAGGCAGGACUGAGCCCCAACGACUCCUUCAAGAUGACGCUCGGCAUCGGCGGCAUCCAUCUCGUCUGCAAUCUGGCCUCGGCAGCACUCAGUGGAAACUAUGGCCGCCGAAAGCUGUUCCUUUGGGGGCUUGCUGUCUUGGCAGCUCUCAUGUUCUUGAUCGGUUUUCUUGCCCUGGCCCGCCAGACUGCUGGCUUUGGAUAUGCAUUGUCCGCAAUAUACCUACUCUGGUUUGGCAUCUGGUGCCUCACGAUCGGUCCUCUACCUUAUGUCAUCAACGGUGAGGUGUCCAGUACCCGGCUCCGCUCAAAAACAAUCGCCAUUGCCCGAGGCACGUAUCUAAUUCUGGGUGUGAUCAACUCCACCGUCAGCCCUUACAUCCUGAACCCAGACGCUGGCGACUGGAAGGGCAGGACAGGUCUGCUCACUGGUGGACUUACUGUGCUGUCACUUGCAUGGGCAUGGUUUAGACUUCCAGAGACGGGUGGUCGGACCUUUGAGGAGCUUGACAUUCUAUUCACCGAGAAGAAUUUGUCGGCCAGAAACUUCAGCAAAGCCGUCAUCCAUCGCGAAGGGACCACCGUCAGAGUCAGUGGACCUCACGUACGGGAAGGUGAGUACCAUAUCAGAGCAACCACGGCGUAG
Messenger RNA from Cyphellophora europaea CBS 101466, 1686 nucleotides. RefSeq lists its product as uncharacterized. Gene Ontology annotation, molecular function: carbohydrate:proton symporter activity. Gene Ontology annotation, biological process: transmembrane transport; carbohydrate transport. The transcript is spliced from 2 exons. The coding region runs from base 1 to 1686 and encodes 561 amino acids. NCBI's taxonomy places the organism in Eukaryota, Fungi, Ascomycota, Eurotiomycetes, Chaetothyriales, Cyphellophoraceae. The record is from RefSeq and is a predicted model, not a curated record. Gene Ontology annotation, cellular component: membrane.